Prunus armeniaca (apricot) is the source of this 777-nucleotide messenger RNA. Lineage: Eukaryota; Viridiplantae; Streptophyta; Magnoliopsida; Rosales; Rosaceae. The record is from the annotation of a GenBank genome assembly.
AUGAGGAGGAGCAGAACCACUGCUUCGGGACAGAAUGAUACAGUUACAGUGGCAACUGGAUUCUCGGUUUUGGCAGCAGAUGCUUCAUGGGACCAUGGAAGUUUAUGGAGCACUAUGGCUUUCUAUAUGUUCAGUUUGCACAUUCCUCUGAGUUUUGGAGGGUUGUCUGUGGUUGCUCAUGUAUUGCAUGAACCUAUUCUUGAUCCACAGAUAGAGGCAAUAUCAUUGCUUGGAGCUCAAAUUUUAGAGCUCAUUGCAGCUCUAGUUCUUCUGCAGAGCACUGCUAAGCCACAAUAUAAGUUUGUGGAUUUCUUUAAAACUAACAAAGUAUCAAAAGAGAGGAGCUGGCUGUUGGCAUCAGCUGUAGGAUUUGGGUUUCUAUUCAUGUUGGUUUUCCUUACUUCCUUCCUUGCUGAUAGUGUUGUUGGGCCCAAGGCUAUAAACAACCCUGUACUCAAAGAAAUCCUGGUAAGCAGCAACAUCUCAAAAGCUGCUUGCGUCCUUGUAUAUUGCAUUGUCACUCCCGUGCUGGAAGAAACUGUUUACAGGGGAUUUUUAUUAGCGUCGAUUUCUUCCGCUAUGAAAUGGCAGUCAGCAGUUUUGAUAAGCUCAGCUAUAUUUAGUGCAGCUCACUUGUCUGGUGAGAAUUCCUUACAGUUGUUCAUCAUUGGAUGUGUGCUUGGAUGCUCUUAUUGUUGGACCGGGAACUUGAGAUCUCCCAUUUUAAUACAUUCCCUGUACAACGCCAUGACUCUAAUGAUAACAUUCUUAUCUUGA